Orussus abietinus is the source of this 4090-nucleotide messenger RNA. RefSeq names its product protein cycle (gene cyc). Gene Ontology annotation, molecular function: protein dimerization activity; RNA polymerase II cis-regulatory region sequence-specific DNA binding; DNA-binding transcription factor activity, RNA polymerase II-specific. Gene Ontology annotation, cellular component: cytoplasm; transcription regulator complex; aryl hydrocarbon receptor complex. The record is from RefSeq and is a predicted model, not a curated record. NCBI's taxonomy places the organism in Eukaryota, Metazoa, Arthropoda, Insecta, Hymenoptera, Orussidae. Gene Ontology annotation, biological process: regulation of transcription by RNA polymerase II. The transcript is spliced from 15 exons. Bases 680 to 3145 code for a protein of 821 amino acids.
UCGAGUCGAGCCAGUACUCGGGUCGGGUACGCGGCCGGGUCGAGCCUCGAGCGCGAGCCGAGUCUCGGGUCGAGGGUGCCGACACUUGGAUUCCUGAGAGUCGGGCCGGGUCGGACAAAUCGGGAACCCUCGACUCUCAGCCGCGAGCCAAGUCUUGAAUCGAGUGAAUCGCUGCAGGUGCAUCGCUGAGAGUCGGGUCGAGUCGGGCAAUUUGGACGCAAUUGACUCUCAGGCGCGAGUCAAGUCUCGGAUCGAGGGUGCCGACACGUGGAAUCCCUGAGAGUCGGGCCGGGUCGGGCAAAUCGGGAACCCUCGACUCUCAGCCGCGAGCCAAGUCUUCAAUCGAGUGAAUCGCUGCAGGUGCAUCGCUGAGAGUCGGGUCGAGUCGGGCAAAUUGGACGCAAUUGACUCUCAGGCGCGAGUCAAGUCUCGGGUCGAGGGUGCCAACACGUGGAAUCGCUGAGGGUCGGGCCGGGGCCGCCACGUGGGACCGCUGAGAGUCGGGUCGAGUUUUGGGGUGUACCACCUAGUUGAGACCGAGGUCGCUGGGAGUUUGGCCUCGAUUGGUCGAGUUGGGUUCCCAGCACGGGGUCGGGCAUCGGCCUUCCGUCCUGAUCGCAAAACGUGACCGAGACCGAGGGCAGUAGCUGAGGAUGCCGCUUCGUGCGUACUCUCGUGGAUGUACGCGCUCUUCGACGAGGGUGGGCUAUUCCCGGAGUACGGGCAGCUCGUCCAGGAUGUCCUGGCGACGGAGAGCAGGACUCGAGUGAGUCCUAGGAGUCCUUUCCGGCAUCGCCAGGACCGCCAGGACUCCAACAUGGUCGCCCAGGACAUGUCCCAUGGGUACACCGAGCUUUUGAGGUCCUCUCAAGAUCCGCAGGAAUUCGUCUCCUUGGAGGAAUUGCAUCCGAGGGUUCAUCAGGACCAUCGAGACCAUGAUCGCGGCCAGGACGUCUCCACGAGCAGAAAUCCUGCGACCUGCCUUUAUCAGGACCAACAGCAGACCUAUUACAACCUUUCGGUCGUUCCGGAAGGUUCGUACACCGCGGUCUACUUCGGCGACCUGGGUGGCGGAAGUUCCGGAGGGGGCGAGUUGUCGGGGGCUGGGGAGGCCCUCGUGCCCCCGUCCACCCCCGGCCGGGGCCCCCCGGGGACUGAUAUGGAAGCGACGACCCCCGCCGUGCCCCCAGGGCACCCCUACCGCCCUCACCACCACAAUCACCACCACCAUCACCACCAUCGUCAUCAUCGACGUCAUCAUCACCACCACCGACCCGCCAACCCCGCCGACCAGGGGCACGUCCAACCCACGGACUCUUCCGACGAGUGCGCCUCCCUCUCCAAGAGGCGCAAGACCCCCUGCCAGGAGGGCGGGGACAUCUUGGACGACACCGGGGACGACUCCCGGUCCGUUCGCACGAGUGACGGCAGCAAAAAACAGAAUCACAGCGAGAUCGAGAAACGACGGAGGGACAAGAUGAACACGUACAUCACCGAGUUGUCGGCGAUGGUGCCAAUGUGUCACGCGAUGUCAAGGAAACUUGACAAGCUGACAGUCCUUAGAAUGGCGGUACAACACUUGAAGACGAUCCUUGGGACGGUGACUUCCUAUACCGAGGACCAUUACAAACCUGCCUUCCUUAGCGACCAGGAACUGAAGACGCUGAUCCUUCAGGCUGCCGAGGGUUUCGUAUUCGUCAUGGGCUGCGACCGGGGGCGGAUUCUCUACGUCUCCGAGUCCGUCACGAAGACGUUAAAUUACUCCCAGAGCGACCUGCUGGGCCAGAGUUGGUUCGACAUCCUGCACCCGAAGGACGUCGCCAAAGUGAAGGAGCAGCUUUCGUCCUCGGACCUCAGCCCUCGAGAACGAUUAAUCGACGCCAAAACGAUGCUACCGGUGAAAACCGACAUGCCUCAGGGAAUGUCCCGCCUGUGUCCUGGAGCCAGGAGGUCCUUCUUCUGCAGGAUGAAGCGAAAAGUCGACGGCGCACGUUGCGGAGAUCCUCAGGUGAAGGAGGAGGCCGACACGACCACCGGCUGCCCCAGGAGAAAAAAGCAGCAAAGUGCAGAUUGGAAGUACUGUGUCAUCCAGUGCACUGGGUAUCUUAAGUCUUGGGCCCCUGCCAAAAUUGGCCUGGAAGAGCAGGAAACCGAAGUCGAGGGCGAGACUUGCAACCUGUCCUGCUUGGUUGCCGUAGGUCGGGUCCAGCCGCCAUUAUCAGCUCCGACUUCCGCCUCGAGGAGGCCGCAACUGCGGUCCGUCGAGUUUGUUUCUCGUCACGCGAUGGACGGGAAGUUCCUCUUCGUGGACCAGAGGGCCACCCUGGUUCUCGGUUUCCUACCUCAAGAACUCCUCGGUACCAGUAUGUACGAGUACUACGAGUACAACGACAUUCCGCAUCUCGCGGAGUCCCACAAAGCAGCUCUACAAUCCUCGGAGCGCGUCACCACCCAGGUCUACAGGUUUCGAAGUAAAGGGGGCAGCUUCGUCAAGCUGCAGUCCGAGUGGAAGUCCUUUCGCAAUCCUUGGACGAAGGACAUCGAGCACUUGAUCGGCAAGAACAAAGUGGUCCUCUGCGACACCAGGCAAGUCGAGAGCAGUGCCAGCAAGUUGGAAGGGUCGAGUGUGCAAGGCAAUUACGACUUUUUUACCCAGAGUAAUGGUGGGUUGGAGAGGUUGAUCUCGAGCCAGGUAGAGGUGAGUAAAAUCGGCAGACAAAUAGCUGACGAGGUUUUGUACCUCCAGAGACGUGGCGAGGAAUCUCCCUCUGGUAGCAGUUCCGGAAUAGGUCCGGAGCCUGGUCCGAUGAACACCGAGUCGCUAAUUACUACGACGGCGUCUCCCGAGGGACUCCACGACGUUCCUCAGCUGGGACUGAGCAGCGACAACAGCAGCAGCAACACGGCUCCGUUGUACGACCGGGUCAGGAGCAACAUCCAGCUCGGCAGCGUUACGAACGACCAAGGAGCCGAAGAGGACGUGAUGGACAUGAUCAGCGGGUCGGCCAUAAACGAGUCGCCCAACCCUAUGCCCACCGAUGGGAACGACGAGGCAGCUAUGGCGGUCAUCAUGAACCUCCUGGAAGCCGAUGCCGGGUUGGGAGGACCCGUGGACUUCUCUGGGCUUCCUUGGCCUCUUCCUUGAAUGCUCUUCGCGGUCGUCUUCUGGAAUUUCUGUCUCCUGUCCCGCCGGAAGGUCCUGGAAAUGCGAACGUGGAUGAGUCCAGGAUGACUUCUCUUGUACAAUUCGAGAGCUCUUAUAUGCAGUGACUAGUUUCCUGGGGGAAACGAAUUCUACCGCUUAAAGGACUUCUGGUCUUCUAUUUUAUGAAGGCCAAGCUAUCCUCGCUGUACCUUGCCCUAGCUUGAAGAUCAACGUGCUUCCUCGCGAGCCACGAGGCUGGAGCCGCUCUUUUGGCACGUGAUAAGUGAUUCAUUCACACGAUCUCCGUAGUUGAUGUUCUUUGUGUCGAUAGAUGACAGAGGAGCAGGUGCGAUAUCAUGCGACCUUACCCCAGUGAUAAUUGUGACGACAUGUAAAUACGGAAAGAGGGACGCACCGAUGUUAGAAUUUUUGCUCUUCUGCUCGUGAAGAGACGACACUUAAGAGAUAGAUCUAUCAUCGUUUUUUAUUCUCUUUUUUUUUCCUUUGCAACUCGCAUUAAACAUGACACCAUCAUGAAACCUUCGAUUGGAAUAGGUACUAUAUCAUGAAUUUAUGUUAUUAGAUAUUUCGAACCGUGCUCCAAUUUUUAGAAAUUUUUUCUCAAAAGAAAAUCCUUCCAAAAAAUUGAUGAAUGCUGGAUUUCUUGCUUGUACUCGAUAACGAGCAAGGAAUGACAGUCGCGUGAAUGCCAAUGUAAAUACUUAUAUAUGAAGUAUAAAAUAGAUGUAAGAUACGUUGUAAGUAGAUCGAUAGGAUGUCGUCGUUGUCCAAUUUCUGGCCGAAAAAUUCGAAAGUCUGUGCACGAUCGUCUUGUUGGGUUUUGAAUGUACGGCGCGUUGCUGUGCGAUGUGCCAAUGUAAAUAAAUACUACUGAGUUACCUUUUAUUAAAGUUUCAAUAAAGAUCGUUUGUUAUCAUUGUGGAA